GUCACUCUUCAGAGGAGCUCUGACAGGACUGCCUCUCCUGGACUUAACUUUUCUAGGUUUUAACUUUUUUCGUCUGUUGUUAAUAGUGAGGUAUGCUCAAUUUUAUUCUGGGAUAUGAAGCCUUUAUCCAGCUCACCCGGAGAUCAUGAUUGAGUUUGUUUUGAGAAGUUUAGCACAAUUGAAGGAUUGUGGGAGAUCUGAGCUGUGUUGAUCGCGCGCCGCCCACGGGGCCCUGACUCAAGCCCAAAGGAUGGCCCUGGAGGCCUCCGCACGCCCCCUCCUCCUCCUCGCGCUGGGCCUGCUCCUGAUGGCUCCCCAGCGGGCGUGCUCCCGGCCGUGCCCUCGACCCUGCUCAUGUCCUCAGCCUGUGGAGCUGCACUGCACAUUCCGGUCCCUCGCCGCCAUCCCGACCGGCAUAUCCAAUGAGGUGGAGCGCAUUAACCUGGGGUUCAACUCCAUCAACAGGUUGACGGACAGGUCGCUGUCGGGUCUGGGGAGGCUGGAGCUGCUGAUGGUCCACGGGAACGACCUGCACAGCCUGCCUGAUGGGGCCUUCAAGGACCUCACCUCACUACAGAUGCUGAAGCUGAGCUACAACAAGCUGACGGAGCUCCGCCGCCCUGCCCUCCACGGCCUGUGGUCUCUCGCCCGCCUCCACCUCGACCACAACCACCUGACCCACCUCCACCCGGACUCCUUCCAGGGCCUCACCUCCCUGCGCGUCUUGCAGCUGGAGGGGAACCGGCUCCGCCGCCUCCACCCGCACACCUUCUCCACCUUCUCCCUUCUGGGCCACUUCCCCAUCUCCACCCUGCGCCACCUCUACCUGGCGGAGAACAACCUCACAGAGCUGGCUCCGGCCACGCUUGGGGGUGCGCCGCAGCUGGAGACCCUCCAGCUGCAGGGGAACCCAUGGAGAUGUGACUGCGGGAUGCACUGGAUCAGGGAGUGGACGCACAACUCGCCAGGUGUCCUCAAGUGCAAAAAAGACAAAGAAUACCCUGGAGGAGAGCUGUGCUCCAUGUGCUCCUCUCCGUUGCACCUUCAGGGCAAAGAGAUGCAGGCCCUGGAUGACAUGGUCUGCAUUGGUCCCGUCAUCGCGUCGCCUCUGAGACCCUCCAACCCAGAGGCUCCCGGCAUCGACGCUGCGACUCCGGACAAACUCUGGGAUCCGUUGGGAAACACCACCGUGGGCCUCUCGGACGAACACGGCAACAAGGUGGACCUGGUGUGCGAGGUGGCCGAGGCCCACACACUCGGUCGAGUCACCUGGGAGCAGAUCAGCGAGGGUCGGCUCUCUGCCAACCUCACUUGGUCGGCGGACCUCGAUUGCCCCAUCGACCGGGAGAACUACGAGCGACUCUGGAGGCUGAUCGCGUACUACAGCGACGUGCCGGCACACCUGCAGCGGGAGGAGCUACUGGGGAAGGAUCCGGAAAGGAGUUACCGGUACCGGCAGGAGACGGAGCGGGACGCGCAGUACUACACCGGUGUGAAGGUCAUCGUCGCCGCCCGGCCGCUGUGGCUCAUGCAGCCGUCACUGAGCCUGCGACUGGACCGACCGCGCUCCACGGGGAAAAAGGUGAAGCUGGUUCUGAGCUCCCGGAUCACGCAGAGCGUGGAGGCGGUGCUUGAGAGGUGUCGGAGUCGGGCUUGGGUCAUGAUAGGGUCGGACAGCACGACCGCAACAAAAGGGGUGGUUUUUGUUGUGACGACGGUGGGCGGCACCAUUCGGAUGCGAUGUAAUUCAAGGAGCUCCGGUAAGGUGCAACACCACUGGAUUCUUCCGGACGGUUCCCGGCUUGAUGUGCCUCAUGGCGUUCCGGACGGCAGGGUGUCUGCAUCCAGCGACGGGGAGCUUCUGAUCACAUCGGUCGACCACUCAGACGCGGGCCUGUACCACUGCGUCGCCACUGUUCCUGGAGACCUCGACAUCCUCCCGUUCCGACUGGUGAUCGAGGAGUCGUCCGCCCCGUCACCUGGCGACGACCGUCCACAAUCUCCGCCGAUCCAGUGGCACGCAGGCGAGCCCAUCACGCUCCCGUGCGAGUCCACUGCCGCCCCAGAUGCGGAGAUCCACUGGAUCCUCCCCGGGCGUAACAUCGUCAGCCACCAGGCCAACACCUCCAGGGUGUUUGUGUUCUCCAACGGCUCUCUGCGAGUACCGCAGAGUCUGCCGUUGGAUAGCGGGUACUACAAAUGUGUGGCCAUCAACCGACACGGCGUGGACACGCUCGCCAUGGAGGUCAACGUCACCAGACGCAUCACCCAGGCCGCGAGUACGACGCAGAGGAAGUUGGCAAAGUCGCCACAGUCGGCGUCCGGACUCCGGACCAGGAUUAAGGUGCGGUCCGAGGAGUCUGUGGACGGCUCCGGGGACGACCAAGGCGGGAAGCCGAUCAAACCGGACGUCAGUAGACGUAGAGGUCUCAUCCCGGCAAGGAGGGCCGGACAUCCAUUCAGGACGACGUGGAGAAGGCCGCUGGUAUCGCGGAAACCCGUCCAGCCGCGUGUCGAUGGCAGGAAGCCGGUGGCGGACGUACGCAGACGGGUCAACAUGGCGAGCAACAAGAUCGACCCAGGGAAAUGGGCAGACAUCCUGGCCAAGGUGCGCGAUAAAACUGGUCAGAACAGCGUCACGGCGGCCAACACGGUCCGACAAACGCAAAGGUCGGUCAGGAAGCGGACGUUUAUCGAACAGACCACGCCAUCGGAGGGGAAUGUGGAGGGUUCCGGAGAGGGCGGGGCGAUGCAGGGGAAGAAAGCGGAGGUCCUCCACACCGCAACAACAACACCUACCCCGACACGGACCACAAGCACUGCGGACUACAAACCCAGCACGCCGAGGGCGUCGGAGAGCAAACGAAAAACCCACGUGACCUCAGACACCCGCACCAACGCCAUCCACGCAACCCCCGACCCCAGAAGAACACACAACACCCCACUUACGGCGGUUUCUCGUAACACGCAAUUAGCGCACACACAGAGCACACAUGUGACCCCGAGCAACACACAAAGCACACAUGUGAAUCUGAGCGCGCCGGUCACACACACUAGGGCUGGUGCCGUGCAGCACACGACUCAAAGCACCAUAGGCUCUGCGCAAAUCACCCGAGACGAGAACCAACACCCUACCCCCCUCACUAACCCAGACCUGCAGAACCGCCUUCCCGACCUGCAGCAGAGCACCACAUCUGGGCCGCAGAGCCGUCUUACUCGCUGGCAGACGAACACAGACAGAGCGAGCAGCCGCGGCGGUGUAACCCACAACGACUCAUCCCAGGGGCACCACGGCAACGAUACUGACACAGACACAGACGUCGGGGUAGUCACAACACAAGAUGCAACACCCCCGUGGCGAGAUGUGGGGAGGGAGGCACAGAAGGGCGGGGGUAGGGAGGAUGGAGGGGUCGCUGCCGCCGCUGAGGUAAGUGGGGUCCCACUGCCAGCUGCUCCCACCCGACCUCUGAGUGUGAAAUUCCUCGGACGGGCGUCGACCUCUCCAACGGAGGAAACGACGCUUGAUGGUUGGGCGCUCAUCACAGCGUCGCCGGCGUUGGCCGGGACGAGGGAGAGGGGGAGAGAGGGAGGCCCCCGACGCAAGCGCCCAGAUUCGAAGAGGAAGAACGGUGGGAAGAGGAGGAAAACGAAGGAGAAGAGACGGAGGCAGAAGCUGAACAGAGCGCGGCAGUUAAUCGCCGCCGCCUCGAUCUCCGGAAACGGAAACGUCUCGGAAAGAGCGGGUACGACCUCCUCAGUGGUGGCGCUAAAAAUAGAACAGGCCUCGUCCGCGACGGCCGAGUUCCUUGCCACCGUUCCGUUCCUCGACCACCAAGUGACCACGACGUCAUUGCGCACAGUUUCUGUGAGUCACAAAGGAAGCACAGUCUCCGGGCUGGAUGAUGACUCCAGGACUCUUGGCGCCAGCGCUGAAGACUCCAAACCUCCACCAGCAGCCACCAUUCGCGGCAUUCCCUCCCGGGACAAAACGCCCCCCGGAGCAAUGAAAACGAUAUUACUGUCAACGGCGCUUUCCACCACACCGUUCGCUUCGACAAUGUUUUCUAAGAUUCCGCUUCCGUCAACUGCGACUUCUCCUUACGCGUUGUCGUGUGUGUCCACUUCUCUCCCGGGACCGGGAGAGUCCAGCGACGGUGAGUCCAGCCACGACGAUGAGAGCAUCCGCUCUGAAGCCUCAGCGGCGGGGGAGAGAGCGUUUCCCUCACAGCGCUCCGACAGACCCAGCGUGUCCCCACAGACUCUUCAAAGCACCGCCCUUCCGGCCGUCAUGCCUUCAGUGGCGACACAAAGGGUGAGAGUUCCAAUGAACCGCGGACCGGUCGAAUCUCCCACCAGGAACCCUCGUACUCUACUCAAAUGGCGACCAGAUGACAGGAAACAGAACCAGUCUGGAACCAGUCGAGACACACAUUCCCAAGUGGCUGGAAACAAGCCGUUCGGGAAGAUCCGUGUGACAGCACCCCUGAUGCCACCACCACCGCCCUCCUCCUCCUCCUCUGUUCCAUCACUUCAGCACGAAUCCAGCGAGUCCUCGGGGGAACACAACCCCAGCGGGACCGAGGGGCUGCCCGGGGACCUCCCAUACGACGGCGUAAAUACGAAGGAGAAACGGCCAACAACCACUAAGGUGUCGUUAGUUAAAGGAAGUGAAAGCCUGAGUCUGGAUCUGACUGGAGCGGAUGCUGCAGUCAACGAGCAUCAGCGCCAAAGCCUCCAUCCUUGGCCACCAUCGGUUGGUUCGACUACAGCCGUUGUAACUGCGAAACGCCCGUCAACCAGGAAGGGGUUGUUAGUUAGAGAAAGCUCAGGCCCGAGUAUGGAUCUGACCGAUUUAGAUGCUGCUUUCGACGAGGGUCUGAGCCAGACCAUGGACCCUGCCUUGGGAUCGGUUGGUUCGACUCCAGGCGCAGUCGCACCUACACCUACGGCGACGACAUAUUCCACAUCAAACCCCCCCAUCUCCAGCACGGCGCUAUCGGUUGUCACUCCGACCGUCGCUCUCGCCAUCACUCCCUCCGCAGCAGGGGGUGGAACAAAGCACUUUUCGGUUCCGUUGACCACGCCGAGUCCGGAGGGUUCUGGGUUCAACCACAUCUCGGACAGCCAGGUGCGAGGUACAGCCCCAGGCCAAGGGCAGGGGCAGGGCGGGGAACUACCCCCUCUCUCACCAUACAGACAAUCCCAUUAUCCACGCAAUUACAGCAAAACGGGCCUAACACUCCCCGCCCCCCGCAGUGAAACACAAUCACAGAACCGAAAUGCGGGUGAUCUUCACCCCGUUAUGAACCUGAGUCCGGACCCUCCGAGUGUGUCGGACGCCGAUCCCGUCGUACCUACGACAACCCCGGUACUCGCAAUCCCUGUGGCGACCGAGGCUGAGUCCACCGCAAUCUCGGGGUCCUCCUCGCCACCCGGGGAGAGACUGCCCCACAGAGAGAGACCGACCCCCGAGGACCGGUCCAGGGUGAGACCCCGUCCCGGUCUGGUUCCGCCCCUCCCCCAUCCGAGGGGGAACCCGUGGAUCAUGAGGGUCUAUGGCCAGACGGUUACCGUGGACGCGGAGGCCGACGGCCUCCUGCCCUGUGAGGCCGUGGGAUGGCCACACCCCUUCCUGUCCUGGACCAAGGUGUCCACAGGGGGCAGCAUCGCCCAAAACACCAAGGUGAAUCGCUACGAGGUCCACCCCAACGGCUCCUUGAUCAUCCGCCGGGCGCAGCCCACCGACCGGGGGCGGUACCUCUGCAGAGUCCAGAACCAGCACGGAGAAGACCAGGUGACCCUGGACCUGGCCGUGCUCCUCCAGCACCCCAGGGUGCUGCAGCCGCGGCACCGUGUAGUCACCGUGGCCUCAGGCGCCGGCGUCCAGCUGGACUGCACCGUGCUCGGCCACCCGCCGCCCAGGGUCACCUGGUUCCUCCCUGACGCCACCGCCUCGCUGCCCAACCGGCGGCUUGUCGUCCUCGGCAACGGCACCUUAAGGAUCGCCGGGGCGGAACCUGGGGAUGGGGGGAUAUACCGGUGUCUGGGGAGUAGUGUUGCCGGAGAGGACAGCGUCACGGUGAGGCUCCGCAUUGAGGCGGCAUCGGCGGUGGUGGAGCUGGAGCUAGAGAAUGUCACUGUGGUGGAAGGGGCGACCGGCUUCCUGCACUGCAGCGCAACCUUCUCCUCCUCUUCCUCCUCCUCCGACGACGUCAGAUGGAUCGCCCCUUCCUCCUCCUCCAUCUUCCGCUGGACCAUCCCCGACGGGACCCAGCUCCUGGAGUCCGCCAAGGCCCUCAAGACUCAAAACCUUGAGGUCCUCCGGAACGGGACCCUAAAGGUGCAAGGGGCGACACGGGGGGAUUCCGGGAGCUACGAGUGCACGGCCGUCAGCGAGGUGGGAACCAGGAGGAGGGCGGUGUUCCUGAGUGUGAUUCUCCCGCCCCCUAGGGCGGGGUCCGGGGCCAAGGCCAGGAUCUCUGCGUCGUCACCCCGGGUGAUGGAGGUUGUGUACGGGGGGGCGGUGCGGCUUGACUGCCGGGCCAGCGGUGAGCCGGAGCCCCGAAUCAUCUGGAGGACCCCCAGUAAGAAGCUGGUGGACUCCCAGUACAGCUACGACCCCAGGAUCAAAGUCUUCGCCAACGGCUCGCUCACUGUCCAAUCGGUGACGGAGGAGGACUCCGGAGACUUCCUGUGUCUGGUGCGCAAUCGCCACGGCGACGACUUCACCGCCCACCGCGUCGACGUACUCAGGCGGGCCGCCAAGAUCGACAGGAAGUUGCUGCUGCGGUCCAGCCAGGAAGUGGUGAUUGGGGGGGGGCUGAGGGUGGACUGUGUGGCGUCGGGGCUCCCCAACCCGGACAUCACCUGGGCGCUGCCCGAUGGGACCAUGGUCGACGCCCACAAGCUGAGGCCCGGACGCACGCGCAGAUACGUAGUGUUCGACAACGGCACGCUGCUCUUCAACGACGUUGGUGCGCCCGAGGAGGGCGACUACACCUGCUACGCCGAAAACACGCUGGGCAAGGACCAGAUAAAGGUGCGGGUCAAGGUUAACAUCGUGGCCGAAGGUCAAAGUAACGGUCACCCGACGCCACAGGACCCCCGGGUCAUCAUGGUUACUUAUGGCGGUUCCGCCUCUCUCCCCUGCGGCGGUGGCGUAGGGGGAGGGGCGAAGGUCUCCUGGAUCUCCCCCACCCAACGGGUCGUGACCCCCGUCUCGGGGAAGUACGAGUUUCUUGGAAACGGCACCCUGGUGGUGCACCGAGUCCAGCGCUCCGACAGCGGGAACUACACCUGCUUGGUGCCGGAGGGGGGGCCGUCGCCAAGGACGACCACGGCGCUGGAGGUGCUGCUGACUCCGCCCUCCAUCAACGGACCUUCCAUCGUAAUGGUGAAGGCCACCGAGGGCGUGAGGCUGCUGCUGGACUGUGCGGCGUCCGGGACCCCACGGCCCCGGGUGGCAUGGGUGCUCCCGGGGGAUGCCGUGGUCCCCGUGCCGUAUGGCGGGGGCGGCGGGCGGGUGGCGGCAUUCUCUAACGGCACCCUGGAGCUACGUAGCCCGCGCCGCGUGGACGCCGGCCGGCUGACCUGCGUGGCCCGCAGCGAGGGCGGUGAGGCACGGCUGGGGGUGGACCUCAGGGUGGCCCCUCCCCCCCCGCGCUCCACGGGUCGCCGGUAUAAAUCCCGCGUGGCCCCGGUGAUGGUCCUCAACGGGGGUCCGCUGUGGCUCCACUGCCCAGUCGACUCGGACCCCCCCCUGAGGCUGAGUUGGACCCUGCCCACCGGGGUGGUGCUGGUUCAACCGCAGACCGCCGGCCGGUACACCGUGCUGCUCAACGGCACGCUGGCAGUGCGGCAGGCGACACCCCACGACCACGGCUCGUAUGUUUGUCGAACAUCGGACUGGCGUAGCGUUGCUGUGCCGACGGUCCGCGCGGAGGUGGUGGUGGUUUCGCAUCCCGCCCGCAUCACCAGCGGCCCCCCCCCUGUGAGCCACGCCCAGAGGGGCGUUGCCCUCCAGCUGGACUGUGCGGCCACGGGCGCACCCCGGGCAGAGGUCGCCUGGGAGACGCCGGAUCGCACGCGACUCGCCGUGGGCACGCAACCCCGCCUCUACGGCAACAAGUACGUCCACCCGCAGGGGGCGCUGGUCAUCCAGAAUCCGACACCGAGGGACGCAGGUUUGUACCGCUGCACAGCGCGGAACGCGGUGGGUGUGGACUCCAAGCAGACCUACCUCAACAUCUCCUGAGGGAUGGAGGAGCCACAACGGAUCGGGGACUUUAAUGGACAUUAAAGGAGAAAUCCAGUGUAAAUUGGAUCUGGGAUAUGUUUGGUAUGAUAACGAGUUGGAAUGUUCGUUUGGUAGCAAAAACGUGCAUAUAGACGCAUUCUUAAGUUGGCAACUUUUAGCCGAUUCUGCCAAAACGCUAUAAACUUGGAACGAUGGGGGCAUGUCUCAUGGUAAAAACUAAAUCGCUAUUUUAAACCACUUACAAGGCUAGAAGUAGCCCGACACUUCUUUGGUCAUAUAAUAAGGUCUUAACAUAUAAAACGAGGCAUUGAUAACUUGGUAAGUGUAGAGAUUGUUUAUUAAAAAGGACAUUUUAUACACACAAUACCAUCAGUAGUUCUCCCGUCGACACCAUCUUGUCUUUAAGACUCGAUAGGUCGAUUGGCGAACACAGCUUGUGACAUCCAUGAACAACACGCAUGCUCUGUGUUCGCCAAUCUACUUACUUAUAUUCUAUAUGUUAAGACCCUUAUUAUAUUAUGAUUCAGGGGGAGAUGGGACUUUAAGGGACUUUUAAGGUGCACCUUACAAGAAAUACGUCCGGAUUCAGGGGAGAAGGUGAUUUAAGGGGUGCCACCCAUCUUCUCUUUCUUCAAUCCCUCCUCCCUCUCAUCAUCCUUUUUCUCGCUCUCACCCUACUCCCUGUUUCCCAUCCCCCUCUCUCAACCCCAUCCUUUUAAGGGACGUUUAAGGUGCGACUUCCAGGAAACACAUUCGGAUUCAAGGGGGAGAAGGGGAUUUAAGGUGCCCACCGGGGCACACCCGGAAAAAUGGGGGAAAUGGCGAUUUCAGGCGCGACCCAGGAAGAGCAUCCAGAUUCAGGGUGCGGUUGCUCGCUCUAAAUCCAAGUCAGAGGAUUACAGACGACUAUAGCUGUUGUGACUGAAAGAAAUGCAGAUGUGGAACAGAUGUGGAUUACGGGGUUCAGCCGGGAAUCUGACACUCGGGACUUCAGCUGUUCCAGCGUCAGCGCUCGAUAAAAUCUGUUGUGUUGAUCAGAGGGCUGCGGAUCCUAGGGGCCCCCUGUGGCCCCCGGCUCCGGUCCGGUUCAGUAAGGGGUAUUUUGCAUGUUGCUUGCUCAGACGAUGGUGGUUUAAGAGCAGUGUAAAUGUUUGUAGCUUUACCGCUGUAGAAGGGGGAUAUUCUUUCUAAGUUAUUUCACCGCUGUAAAUGGGGGAUAUAGUUCUAAGUUAUAUGAUUAAAACAGCGAUAGUGAUAGCUGGAUGGGUGCUGGUCCAAUUCACGCACAUGGAUAAGGGCUGAGAUCACAGCUGCCAUGGCAGUUCAUAUAUAUAUUUUUUUUUUAUCUGAUACAGAAACAUAUUUUAUAGCAUUUUUUGUAAGUUUUAUCUCUCAGCAGAUUCAAUGAGUUGAAUCCACAACUUUCAAUGGCAAAUAGGAAUGGGAUAAUUAAGAAUGCAAAUUGUAAAUUAUUCAUUAUGGACAAACUGAUGUACAGCUUAUAGUGCCGUUUUUGUACAUGUUAAUAAAGAUUUGUACCGUGAAACAAAAAAAGAGGAGGAGGAUUUUACAUGACACGAAAAAAAUGCCUAUUUGCCUAGUUUCUCACAAAUCCACUCCAUAAAUCAAACUUCUCGACGGGAAGAAAGAGAGCUUUUUUUUAAUCGCAUUUCUACUGCAAUAAUCACUAAAAAUAAAAAAAUCGAAAUUGGUUGAGUCAGAGGAAAAGAUUGCUUCAUAGAGCCCGAGAGUUUACAGUUUGAAGGAACUAGGUCAGCUGUGCUCUCUCCCAGAGGCCAGCGUCUUGUAAUCACUGUUCUGGGACUCAUUACAGAGAGCAGAUCCUCUCUUCCAGAAGGAACAUCUGGGGUCUGGAGUCGCUUUUUACCCUAGUGCAGCUGACCGGCACUUUGACUGCCUCAUGCAGUUACUCUCUCUCUCUCUCUCUCUCUCUCUCUCUCUCUCUCUCUCUCUCUCU
This is a messenger RNA of Gadus morhua (Atlantic cod), 10235 nucleotides long. RefSeq names its product matrix-remodelling associated 5a (gene mxra5a). NCBI's taxonomy places the organism in Eukaryota, Metazoa, Chordata, Actinopteri, Gadiformes, Gadidae. The record is from RefSeq and is a predicted model, not a curated record. Gene Ontology annotation, molecular function: protein binding.